UCCAAACAGUGAAGUCUGCUACGGUGUCUGCAUUUUCGCCUUUAAAAUUUAAACUGCAGCGAGACACCUAACGUCAGGUUUACAUUCCUACCAAUAUAGCGCAUCUUCAAUUCUAUCUAUCUAUCUAUCAUUACAGCCGGCUGCUAGCGUCCUCCGUGCAGCGCUUGGACCAUGUUUACCUCCCAAACCUCGUCCUUCCAGGACUCAAUUGACGUGGAAGAGAGGGAUGACUUUGACAGCGAAGACAUCGCUGGAUACAGCCAGAAAAUCCAGCUGAACUGCUACUACACCAUCUAUCUUUAUCAAGGCACAAGAUCUGAGGCUUCUGGGGAAAAUGGGGCGUGGAACCAGAGACGAGCAGACUCCACAACCAGUCAGGAUGACUUUAGCCUGACGCUCAUCGACAGCAGCCUGCCAUCAGAGGCCGAACCAGAGCUACGGACCUACAUAUCAAGGAGGCUGAGCAAAGGAGCUUUGCUGGGAGGCAUGGGCAACAUCGCCACCGUAGAACUCAGUAUCCCGGAGCAGGCAGUCGGCUGCUACUGCUGCCUCCUGGAGCAGGAAAGGUCUCCAGAUCAGCCUGAUGCUGAUGGGAAUGGACACGUCAUCUGCUUUAUGGGCGGCUCUGAAAAAGGACUCAACUUAUUCAGAUUAGAGCUUGAUAAAUAUGUCCAAGGACUUCACAGCAGCCUGCAGACCCCAGAGCUGCAGAACCUUGAAACGGAGGUACGUCCUUAUCUGAGCCGGUGGUACGAGGAGUCUGUGAUGCACAUUUAUCGGGUGGUGCAGCUGGUCCAGAGCAACAUCAGCUUCUUGCUGCAUGCUGCUCUGAGCCACACACAUGUGGAGGUCACAAACUCAGAUGAGAGGACGAAGGCUGACGUGUCCAGGUUCAUCAAAGCAGCCAGUUUGCAGGGAUUGUCCCAACAAGACACCACAGCAGCCUCUCUGUGUAAGGCGAUCUCAGAGGACACACAGUCAGACCUGAUCAUCGACUGCUCUACCAGCCCACCAACUCUCUCUAACACUGUCAGCAAUCGUUUCUGUGAUGACUGGAUCCAGGCUUUUCUAAACGCAGCAGAGCGAUGUAAUCCUUUCCUGCUCCGACAGAUUCUGGAGAACUUUAAACUCAAGGCGAUCCAGGACAUGAACAGCCUGAAGCGUUACGUACGACAGGCGGAGAUGAGUCACUACGCUUUGUUUCGCUGCUGCCAGUUCCUGCAGGGCUGCGGAAACGGGGACGUGCUGCUGCAGAAUGCCAGGGCAGAGCACAGCGACCUGCCUGAAGCCUGCAGCAUCAUUUCAGUCCUGGAGGAGUUCCUCAGGGAACAAUCCCUGGCCCAGGCCUGAUCUCACUGACAUAUUACUCCAAGUUGUUGGGCCUGGAUCUACUGCUGGUGAGACAGUCUAUAAAGCAGAUAACCUAGUAUAAUUUAAUUAUAGCACUACCUGGCGUAUCAAACAUCAGUUUGAGGUUAAAGCGUAGCCUAUGUGACACUUUAAAUUGACCAAUUUCUGCAGGUGGAUUCAGGCUUUAAACAUAGAGCAGUUUUCACAAACUUAGUCUUGAACAUUUCAAAAACCAUACAGGUAGGCUGCCCCUGAAAUCUCCUCAUGCACCUCAUAACAGAGGUUAAGUAGGAAGUGGGGGUGUCAGAGGGCAAAAAUGACAUAAAAACUACACAAAAAUAACAAAUGAAGCAACUGAGUCUGCUUUGCGACGCUAUAAUGACAAUUUUGUCUCAUUAUUAAUGAUAUAUGUAGUUCGAUAUAUGUACUUAAUGAAUCAAAAACCAGAGAAGAACAUACCGGGGAACAGGAUAAAUAAUAAAUCAUUGUAUUUUUGUGCACAGACAUCACACCGAUUGCAUGCCAGCUGCGUUCAAAAAUGCAUUUUCCAGAUUAUUUUCUGCUGCAUUGACACUUCAACAGAAAAGGGAGUGCGCUGGAAAAUGUUCAGAUAAAUUUCAUGUUGAAUUUUUUUUCCAUUUGCAUUCACAUAUCUGCAGCUUACCCUGAAAAUAUCAGGACAUUUCCAGAAGCUUUGUGUCUAUGUGAGAGAACACUACAGAAACUCUAAUCUAAGCAAGUCCUCUAGUCCAAAAUGUUUCAUGUCAGGUAUUUUAAGCCACUCUCUCUUGACACAAUGUAUUUUAAGAUAUAAAAAGUAAAAAAGUAUGCAUUGCUUGUAAAAAGUAAAGUAAAAUCUGCAAAUAAGGCAAGAAAAUUUCUUAAGACUGGCCACACACUAGAUGAUUUUCAAGUUUUAAUUUUAAAAACAUGGGAGACGACUGACAUUAGGAUGGUUUCAAAGGAUUUUUCAUCAAAUAUUCCUCUGAACAAACACUGGACGACUCAGCCAGGUGGUCAGACUACUCAGACCACACACCUGCCAACGACCUCACAUGAUCACAUGACUCCAGAAGUAAAACAAACAUGAAUGUCUGUUGAUAUCUUUGACUUGUACCUUCACAUUAAGCUCUCCCGGCAUGUGUUACAGCUGCAGCAAAAACAUAAACGAUGCUACCUUGUCUGUUCGCUCUCAUUGGUUGUUGUGGGUAUGGCAUCUGAGGACCUAGAAUCGUAAAAAUCAAAUGUGUUUGACAUUUACAAUUCAAGGUCUAGGAGGUGACAACGUAAUUUAAAGCAGUAAAAUAAUCACGUGAUGUCACACACUUGGGAAUUAUUCAGACAAAUCAGCUCAGGAUAAGCUCCCACAAUUGUCAAAAAUCAAAUCUGGCCUCAAAUCAGGCUUAAGGCCAGCUCAGACUACACAAAUUCAGCCAGAUUUUGGCCUGGCUGCAGUGUCGCAGCUUAUCGUCAAACAUCUGGCACAGUUAUGAGCAUCGGGAACGACAAACGCUUGUAGUGUGACGUUGCAUCAAAGAUGCCCCACGACUUGACAAGACUAGCAUGUUAGAAUUUUUCUUACAUCGUCAUCUAGUCUGACACCCUGACGUGAUGCCAACGCCUAUCGUGACGCCUACCAGCAGGAGAGCAUUUGCUCCUUCUCUUUGUGUAAUAAUUUCUUAGAGAGGGUGCCUGCUUUUUCUCCAUCCAUCGAUCUAAUGUGUACAUUUUAUUUUCCAUACACUAUCACAUGCAUCCUCUAAGUUCUAUCUAAAGGAAAGCCAGUCCAUGUUGUCCUUCUCUUGAUACAGCCACAGACGGGUCCAGAUUUUAGUCAUACAGUCUUACGUGGUGCCGUUGUGAAUGGCCAAAACAAUCAUGAAGUCUGAGCUAGUCUUAAGUGUCUAAAAAUAUAUGAUCUAUGUACAUUUGUUAAUGCAUCUCUUUAUAAAGCACUAAAACACAAUAUUUAAAUUCAGCCACCAGGGGGCUUGCGAUCAAAACAAGCUAGGAUCACCUAGUGUGACUGAGUUCAAAUGAAUCACGGCAGACGAGGUGAAACUAAACUUGCUUGGAUUAGAAUUUUUGCAGAUUCAUAAAACGGUUUCUUUUACUGGCUGCACAGCUGUUGAUUACAAAAGUGAAAUAUCUGAAUAUUUACUGUAAAACAAAGAAUAAUAGGCUCCCAGCAGCAACAGUGUGAUCAUGAUAUACAAAUAGACUCUGCAGAAUCACUACAUUUAACCAGUAGGGUUAGUUAUAAUAGAGAUUAUGUUAAAAAAGAAUAGACAUGCAGUGAUCUCAGUAGGUGGUUCUCAACUGGAUGGGCUUCAGGAUCCAUCACCAUUUCCUUAUAAUGACAUGCAACCUAAAUUUAGAAAAUGUUCAAACAUACAAACACGUUCAGUGUUACAGUUUGAACCUUAGAUCGAGCAAAACGCGAUUAAACAAAGAGAGGGCAAAACAAAAAUGUUUGAGAAGUGCAGAAGGGCAUGUAUGUGUUAUAUUUUUACUUCCUUUACCUGGAACAAAACAGAAAGUUUGGUAAUUUCUCAAUAAAUUACCUCGUUCUCUUGGGGAACUCUGGGGUAAGCAACAGAAAUUUCCCAGGCACACUUUUGUGACCCCCUGGAAACUACUCCAAGACCGCUGUUUGGCUUGACCCACCAGUUGAGAACCCCUGAUCUAAGUAACACUAUUUCAAAUGACAUUACCUGUGUAGAAACUACGUGGCACUUUUCCUUUUCUUUUCCUUUCCUUUUGUACUUUAAAUGUGUGAAUAUCGAUUAAAUGAACCAAAUAUUGCUAUUUUGUUGCUAACUGACAAUGAGAGAAACACAGAUCCAAACUGAAGCUUCUUCUUGCUCGUUCGAUGUCUAAAUAUUCCUUAUUUUUUAUGUUUUGUAUCAUAUUUGAUUGUUUUUCUUUGUGAAGGAACAUACUGAGGAUGCACGAAUCACUUUGCUGCAUUGCUUGUUACAUACACCUUGCUUUUGUUUAUAUUUCAACCAACAGCUGCACUACUGGAUUAUUGUACACAUGAAUAUGUUGUACGUCUGUAGAGCCAUGUUAGGUGUGAGAUUGAUAGUUUUUCUGGAGUGUAGUGGUAUAAAUAAUGUGAAAUUUUGGAUGUAAUUUUUUUUUCUCCAGAUCAAGACUUAAUGAGAACAGAUCUGUCUUGUGUCUUUACUGUAAAACUUUCUGCAGCCUUAAAAAGAUCUAAAAAGAAAAAAGACAUUAAAACAAGGAGCAUAAAAGAGGGAUCACAGAAAAUAUCAGCAUGCCUAAUUUUUAUUUUGUUUACCCAUAAAAGUUCAUUCCAGUUGAACCAGUCCAAAGUGUGAAACAGCAAUAUAAAUGUUGGUGGUGUAAACUUGAAAGCUGUGAAUGCUGACAGUAAAAAGGAAUUAAACUCUGUGAAUACUGAAGUGACUGUCUGUCUGUCUGUCUGUAUGAAUAUGAAGUUUCUUCUUUGUACAGAGCGCUCUCUAUACUUAUAAAUGUCUGUGUGGUUCUCAGUCUGCUAAAAGUGAAGAUUAAAUUAAUUCCACAGUUGAA
Molecule: messenger RNA, 4908 nt
Organism: Cheilinus undulatus (humphead wrasse)
Lineage: Eukaryota; Metazoa; Chordata; Actinopteri; Labriformes; Labridae
Gene: c21h17orf75
Product: chromosome 21 C17orf75 homolog
Exons: 10
Coding region: 172-1350 (392 amino acids)
Cellular component (GO): trans-Golgi network
Source: RefSeq, a predicted model, not a curated record